This is a messenger RNA of Oikopleura dioica, 708 nucleotides long. NCBI's taxonomy places the organism in Eukaryota, Metazoa, Chordata, Appendicularia, Copelata, Oikopleuridae. The record is from the annotation of a GenBank genome assembly.
AUGGCAGCUGCUAGAGAACAAAAGGAAUACGAGGAUAUUAAUCAGUUUAUUGAAGAUUCUCAAUGUAUGAAUGCAUCGGUGAGCAGAAUUUCCGCUGGCAACUUUCUCGCUUGGAAAGUGAAGAUAUUUAGCCCUCUAUUCUCUGUUCAUGAUCUAGCAGAAAACGACUCUCAUGUUGUAUCAACGAUCAUGAUCGAGUUUCCAGUGGACUAUCCCAUCGCGCCUCCUGUUGUCUACUGCACUGAUGCUGUCAACCACCCAUUUCUUGGCGAAGGAAAUCGAAUUCCUUUCAAGCAACUCAAGGACAAGUCUGCUUGGAGCCCUCUGAUUCCGAUUUCCCUUGUAAUCACUGGCAUUCAUGAUUUGUUCUUGAGCCAUCUUUGCACGCAUCCUGAGGAAAAUCUUGUUUCAAGGCCUCCAAGAAUAACGAAAAAGCCGAAUUUCGAUGUGAAAAUACCAGAAACAGCCAUCGACAAAUAUCUCGAUCAACCUGAGCUGCCAGUAAAUGAUAAAAUACGAGAAGUCUUCAAGCUCCAUGAAAAACAAGACGAGCUGAAAGAAGUUCAAGAAAAAAUGAGCGAGCUGAAAAAAGCGCAGAAAAAACUUCGAAAACGACGAAAAAAGCUUGAAAAGGCUGUUAAAAAGCGUCGAAGACUUGCAGGGGUCAGGCGAGCAGAUGAAGAGGAAGAGGAAGAUUCCGAUAACUGA